This is a messenger RNA of Bombina bombina (fire-bellied toad), 1651 nucleotides long. It is a transcript of the gene STX8, whose product is annotated as syntaxin 8. Lineage: Eukaryota; Metazoa; Chordata; Amphibia; Anura; Bombinatoridae. Gene Ontology annotation, biological process: intracellular protein transport; vesicle fusion. The record is from RefSeq and is a predicted model, not a curated record. Gene Ontology annotation, cellular component: endomembrane system; SNARE complex. Gene Ontology annotation, molecular function: SNARE binding; SNAP receptor activity. The coding region runs from base 136 to 849 and encodes 237 amino acids. The transcript has 8 exons.
CAUGUUCAGUGAAUGUUCAGCCAGAGCCGCGCGUGAACCUUCCGCGCUUGCGCGAAUAUUUUCUAGUUUCUCCCAUUUGACGUUCCGUGAUUCACGUGACCAUAACAGGAAGUUCAGAUCCUGUCAGCUGUCGCUAUGGCACCGGAUUCAUGGUUAACCGCAUUUGAAAACACCCAAAUCCUGGCUCAGGAAAUAGCAGAGAAAAUCCAUGAACGGAACCGGUUCCUGAGAAAUGGGGAGAACCCUUUGAAGAUUAAUGUGACUCUGCGGUCACUAAUGCAGAACCUGCACGGGAAGAUAGAACAGCUGCGGGAUUCUCUGCUAAGAUCUAUAUCAACACGCCAGAUCACACAGUAUGAUGGAGAUCAGCGCCAAAGCCUUCUGGACGAACUUCUGACCAAAGAGAGACAACUUCAGACAGCCUUUAAAAGUGAUGGUACAGAGCCUGACAUUGUAAGGUCGAGUUUAUUGGCCGGCAGUGCUGGAAAUGGUUCUCGCCGUAACCCAUGGGUCAUGGAAGAGCCAGAGGAGACCAGGGGUCUGGCGAUUGGAGAACUCCAGCAGCAUCAGCAUAGGAUAAUAGCAGAGCAAGAUGCCGGCCUGGAUGCGCUGUCGUCCAUCAUAGCACGACAGAAACAGAUGGGUCACGACAUUGGAAAUGAACUUGAGGGACAAAAUGAGAUCAUUGACGACCUGACAAAUCUGGUAGAAAACACAGAUGUAAAGAUUCGCAAUCAGACAAGACACGUGAAGCUGGUGGACAAGAAGUCUGGUUCCUGCGCUAUGUUGGUGGUCAUUGUUCUUCUCCUCAUCUCCAUUGUGGUAGUGGCUGUAUGGCCAUCAAAGUGAACGGACCUCAGGGUCUUUCAGCCUCUUCCUGAGAUUCUGUACAAAGCUGCAGACACCACCUGCUUCAUCUCACAGGGUUUUGGCAGCUGGAACCCACAGGAAACUGCUGUCUCAGGGACAAUGCCUUAUUGACUGUCUUAGGGAGGCCUCAUUGCUUAACACACCUGUGUAUUAUCUGCGAUCAGAACCUAAUUACAUACUAAUUCUAUGAACUGAAUCUGUAAACAUGGCAUCAUGUCUUUUUAUACCACUAUAGGUCUUCUAGCCCAGCUCGGCUCCUUCUCAUGUGACCAAGCAGUGUGGGAAGAGCAGACUAAUACUGUGCCAGUGCAUAACCCUCUCGCCAGUUACAGGUUGUAGAACAACAUUCAGCAUCGCUGGCCUCUGCUUUAGUGAGGGGUUUUAUAGCUCUGCUCUCUUCCUAUUGCAAACGGCUGUAAUAAUACAGUGCGUGCGAUGAUUUAAGGGCUGUAUAUCAAUAUAAAGAGACGGCCAGACCCACACCCUACCAUUUAAGACAUUGCGUUACCUGAAAACAGCUGUUUUAUGCUCACUAACGGUCAUGUGAAAUGCAGCCCUGUAUUAUGCUGUUAGGAAAAAUGGCACAUUACAAUCUAGGAACGUAGAGACAUUUUGGGACAGAACAGUCUUUUGCAUAGCCUGGUGCUGGGAAGGAUAUGAUUCAUAUCUAACUGCUGAUAACCUCUUACAUGCCAAUAGACUUUUUUGGGAGGAAAUGUUAUUCUCUCCAUUUGGAACCUUUGUUAAGGAACAAAUUCUUCUAUUAAAUGCCCUGAGUUCA